GGGGGAGGAGCAAAGGAUCAGAGAGGGGGGAAACCCAGAAAAAAAAACCCAAGCAUGACUCAGCCUGCUGCUUCAAUUGGUUCUUGGAGGAGUGUUGCAUAUCCUCCACAACAAUCCGUGUCAUCUGGAGAUGUGUGUUGACUCCUGGCCUACAUUCACUACUGCCAUUUGUUACCGUCAAAAACAGCAUUUCAGGAGCAGCAGCAUCUCUGGGGUGAUUCCUGACAUCUGCACAGUCUUCACCAAAAACCCAGAAACUCUGAGAAGUCUGCUGCUUAAUGAGAGAGUCGUAAAGUGGAGGAGCGGACUCAUAUUCAGAGGUAUACCCAGAUCACAUUGUCAUCUCAUCAAAGAUCUCGCCGUUCUCAGAGGGCUUGAUAUCACAGAAUAUGGGGGUUAUAACACCUUUAUCUACCACAACCAGCAGAAUAUGGACCGUCAAGAGAAGGUGUUGCCACUGCCAAUAUCCACUCUGGAUGAAUCCCACGCGGAGCUCGUUGACACACACUUGCCUUACGGAGGCAACCAGGAGAGCCUCAGCCACGUGAGAGCCUGUAUCCGCCAUCUGCCAAACCACUGUGUGACGGAUGAGACAGGCCGGCCCGUGUCCUGGAUGCUGUCUGACGAGCUGUGUGAGCUGAGGAUGGCUUACACCCUACCAGAGUACAGACGGGCCGGUCACCUCCUGGCUCUGUCUCUGGCUCUGAUGCGCAGGAUGGGCUCUGCGGGUUUGCCCAUCUACUGUCACAUCAACCAGCAGAACCAGGCCACCAUUAAUGCCGUGACCUCACUCGGCUUCUCCGCUUGUCCCAGUAUGGAGGAGAUGUCAGUGCUGCUAAUAUGCAAGGACAGAGUGUGAGUGAGUCAAACUAAUGACAAUAAAGUUGGCUGGAUGAUUGA
Plectropomus leopardus (leopard coralgrouper) is the source of this 900-nucleotide messenger RNA. RefSeq names its product glycine N-acyltransferase-like protein 2. Gene Ontology annotation, cellular component: mitochondrion. Lineage: Eukaryota; Metazoa; Chordata; Actinopteri; Perciformes; Serranidae. The record is from RefSeq and is a predicted model, not a curated record. Gene Ontology annotation, molecular function: glycine N-acyltransferase activity.